Messenger RNA from Abrus precatorius (Indian licorice), 541 nucleotides. Its product is annotated as proline-rich receptor-like protein kinase PERK8. The coding region runs from base 1 to 498 and encodes 165 amino acids. Gene Ontology annotation, molecular function: ATP binding; protein tyrosine kinase activity. The transcript is spliced from 6 exons. Gene Ontology annotation, biological process: protein phosphorylation. Lineage: Eukaryota; Viridiplantae; Streptophyta; Magnoliopsida; Fabales; Fabaceae. The record is from RefSeq and is a predicted model, not a curated record.
AUGGGGCAAUUAGCAUGUGCACAGGGUAAAAGGCCAUAUCCACGCAUCAUUCAUCGAGAUAUUAAGUCAUCAAACAUCCUUGAUCACAACUUUGAAGCUCAAGUUUCAGACUUUGGGCUUGCAAAAUUGGCAUUGGACUACAUAGUAACUUUGUCCAGGUACAUGGCACCAGAAUAUGCUACAAGUGGGAAACUAACUGAAAAGUCUGAUGUAUAUUCCUUUGGGGUUUUGCCUUUGGAGCUAAUUACUGGUCGUAAGCCUGUAGAUGCAUCUCAGCCAAUUGGUGAUGAGAGCCUGGUUGAAUGGGCUCGGCCUCUGUUGACCGAAGCACUUGAUAACGAGGACUUUGAAAUUUUGGUAGAUCCAAGACUGGGAGAGAAUUAUAAUAGAAAUGAGAUGUUUCGGAUGAUUGAGGCUGCUGCAGCCUGCGUACGCCACUCAUCAGUAAAGAGGCCGCGGAUGAGUCAGGUCGUGAGAGCUUUAGAUUCCUUAGACUAGUUUACAGAUCUCAAUAAUGGAAUGAAACCGGGGCAGAGUUCGG